Molecule: messenger RNA, 720 nt
Organism: Psylliodes chrysocephalus
Lineage: Eukaryota; Metazoa; Arthropoda; Insecta; Coleoptera; Chrysomelidae
Source: the annotation of a GenBank genome assembly
AUGAAAUUGAAAGAACUAAUUGCUCAAAAAUAUACUAAAUGUUGGAUCCACGUAAAAAUAUUUUUUAAUUCUGUAUGUAUUGUAAUUACAGUAAGGCAACUUAAGGGAAAGUGCCAAACAUUGCGAGGGACAUAUAGGCAAAGAAGGAAGGACUACCAUUUACCAUCUGGUUCAGCGGCUUCUCAAAGGCGGUGGGUCUAUUUUGAAAGUCUAACUUUUUUAGAGCCAUUUCUAGCCCAAAGGGAAACAAGUAGUAAUGCUCCAACUAUGGCUAUUCACACCGAGGUACAUGUCUCAGACAAUGAAGAGGACAUAAUUUUAGAAGUAGAGGGAGAAUUACAGGAAUACCAAUAUGAGAUAGAGGAAUCCCAAUAUGAGAUAGAGAAUUCCCAUAGUGAGAACGCAUUGGAGAAUUGUGAUAUGCAAGAUGAGAUUGUGAGGUCGCAAACUUCCACACGCACACCAAGCCGUGCAUCCAGGUCAGGUUCAACAAAUAGUGCCAAAAGAAAAAAAGAAAGUUCCCAGGACCUGGAAGAAACGAUGAAAGUUUAUUUUAAAAGUAAAUUCGAAAAACAAAAUGGCCAGAAAAUUCCUUCAGUUCGCUUAUUCCAUGAAAGUUUGGAAGAAGACCUGGCGAAAUUUUCAGAACCACAGUUGAGGCGGUAUAAGCUAAAAGUUUUAACCAUAAUUAAUGGAAUUUUAGAAAAUGAAAGUACAUAA